AGCCGUCGUGGUAUCGUGGGGAGCAAGAUAAAACUUGAGGGGAGGCGGAUAGCUGUGUGAGAACGAGGCAAGCAACCAAAUGGCCAUCAAUGUUUACUUCACAUCUUCCAGCAGUGAGAACCUGAGUCGACACAGCAUGUUGACCUGGGUCAACGACACACUUCAGUUGGGUUACACCAAGAUCGAGCAGCUGUGCUCGGGCGCAGCCUACUGCCAGUUCAUGGACAUGCUCUUCCCCGGCUCCAUCGGUCUGAAGAAGGUGAGGUUCCAGGUGAGGCUGGAGCACGAGUACAUCCAGAACUUCAAGCUGCUUCAGGCCUCCUUCAAGAAGAUGGAUGUGGACAAAAUCAUCCCGGUGGACAGGCUGAGCAAGGGCAGGUUUCAGGACAACUUCGAGUUCCUGCAGUGGUUCAGGAAAUUCUACGAGGCCAACUUUGACGGCAAGGCCUACGACCCGGUGGCUGCUCGCCAGGGCCAGGAGGUCGGGCCUCCUCCGGGCUCCCACCCCUCUGGAUUCAACAGGCCCAAGAAGACAGUGAGCACGCUGAGCGCGGCGGCAGGUUGCACCCAGGACAAGAAGGCCCUCCUCCGCUCCUCAUCAUCGGGCACCUUCCUGGCGCGCUCCAAGGCAGCCCCGAAGGCCGGCGGGUUGGCGGGGGGGCAGGGGGCGGCGCACAAGAGUGGAGGAGUGGGUCCCGAGAGGUCCAGCGUGGCGGGCAACGGGGACGCGCACAUGAGCGAGCUCGCCGACCAGGUGAAGGUCCUGAGGACCGAGCUGGUGGAACUGGAGAGGGAACGGGACUUCUACUUUGGGAAGCUGAGGAGCAUCGAGGUGAUCUGCCAGGAGAACCAGCAGGAAGACGACACGGUGGUCCAGCAGGUGGAGAAGGUGCUCUACUCCACCGAUGACACCGUCUCUCCGCACGAGGUUGGAAGCCACACAUCGGGAGAAGCAGAGGAAUAUUAAAGGAGCCAAGUCCAUUGGCUUGACCUUAUUGCAAAUGAAUGGCUGGGGGAAAGGAAGCCAGUUUAAUAGGAUACAUUUUGUGUGCAAAGAUGCGAGUGUAAGCUAAAUUAAAGUGUACCUCCUUCCUCAAUAAUUGAAGGUGAUUGCUUUG
Messenger RNA from Leucoraja erinaceus (little skate), 1118 nucleotides. RefSeq names its product microtubule-associated protein RP/EB family member 1-like. Bases 80 to 967 code for a protein of 295 amino acids. The transcript has a single exon. Gene Ontology annotation, cellular component: cytoplasmic microtubule; spindle midzone; microtubule organizing center. NCBI's taxonomy places the organism in Eukaryota, Metazoa, Chordata, Chondrichthyes, Rajiformes, Rajidae. Gene Ontology annotation, biological process: spindle assembly; protein localization to microtubule plus-end; regulation of microtubule polymerization or depolymerization. The record is from RefSeq and is a predicted model, not a curated record. Gene Ontology annotation, molecular function: microtubule plus-end binding.